Molecule: messenger RNA, 429 nt
Organism: Sclerotinia borealis F-4128
Lineage: Eukaryota; Fungi; Ascomycota; Leotiomycetes; Helotiales; Sclerotiniaceae
Source: the annotation of a GenBank genome assembly
AUGUCACCUCAAUUUACAAACAAUGUACCUAUCGACGACGAUUUAGCGUCACUCGUUUCCUCCCAAGAUUCGGUCACGGCAAUGGAUUUUGUGAAAAGAGCCAACCAGAUGAUGGCCGAUACCAAAAAACGUCGUGACGCAAAGCGUAACAAGAUUGAAGACGACCGUGCUAAGCGCAUCAAGGAUGCCAAGAAGAAGCUUGAAGAAUUAUAUGACAGCAGGAGAACUCAGAGAAAGGCACUCCAAAAGGCUCAGUGGAAACGACUUGACUCAAUGAACAAGAGACGUCAAGAACUCGAAAGCCACAUUCUAGCAAGCAUGACGACCAUCGAACAUAGCACUCUAAACAUGGUUCGCGAGUUGAACACUGUUCUCAUUGGUCGUUUGAAGAGCAUGGAGGAUCUCGCUAAUACCCAGCCUGCUGCUUGA